This is a messenger RNA of Lasiosphaeria miniovina, 777 nucleotides long. RefSeq names its product short chain dehydrogenase. Gene Ontology annotation, molecular function: alcohol dehydrogenase (NAD+) activity. The coding region runs from base 1 to 777 and encodes 258 amino acids. NCBI's taxonomy places the organism in Eukaryota, Fungi, Ascomycota, Sordariomycetes, Sordariales, Lasiosphaeriaceae. The transcript has a single exon. The record is from RefSeq and is a predicted model, not a curated record. Gene Ontology annotation, cellular component: cytoplasm.
AUGAGCACCCAGACCACCUACCUCAUCACCGGCGCCAACCGCGGCAUCGGUAAGGGCUUUGUCUCAACCUUGCUGUCCAGGCCCUCGACUACCGUCAUCGCGGCCGUCCGUGACCCGUCUCACGCCACCUCCCGGGCCCUCUCCGACCUACCCAAGGCCGCUGGCUCCAAGCUUAUCACCGUCAAGCUCGACUCCUCCGUCACGUCUGCCGCCGCCGACGCCGUAGCCACCCUCAAGAAGAACCACGACAUCACCGCCAUCGACGUCGUCGUCGCCAACGCCGGUAUCGCCGCCGGCGGUGCCCCCAUCCGCGAGACUACUUCCGCCAACGCCAUCGAGCACUUCAACGUUAACACCAUUGCCCCCAUCCUCCUCUUCCAGGCCACCGCCGACCUCCUCCAGGCCAGCAAGACCGGCAACCCCAAGUUCAUCGCCAUCUCCACCCUCAUCGGCUCAAUCGGCACCAUCGAUGCCCUCGUUGCCCUCAACUUCCCCAACACCGCCAGCCCCUACGGCGGCAGCAAGGCGGCCCUCAACUGGUUCGUCCGCCGUCUCCACUUCGAGGAGCCCUGGCUCACCAGCUUCGUCUUCCACCCCGGCCUGGUGGAGACGGACCUCGCUGCCAGCUCCAUCACCGGCACCGGCCUCAGCCUCAAGGACCUCGGCGCCAUCUCCGUCGAGACGAGCGUUGCCGGCAUGACCAAGACCAUUGAUGCCGCCACCCGCGACAUCGGCGGCACCUUCCAGAACCACGACGGUGCCACCAACCCCUGGUAA